Messenger RNA from Symbiodinium sp. CCMP2592, 7212 nucleotides. Lineage: Eukaryota; Dinophyceae; Suessiales; Symbiodiniaceae. The record is from the annotation of a GenBank genome assembly.
AUGGCCAAUUCCAAGCUCGCCGUGAUGAUCAGCUCUCAAGCCACGGUCCCGAACAAGGUAGCCACCCAAGCGAGCGUCAUGGCAGCUACCAAGGAGACCCUCCGUGCACAGUUGAUCGAGCGAGGCGAGCGGCCACCAACCAAGUGGACGAAAGCCGAGCUGCAGCAGAGGCUCGAAGAGGUCACGGGCGUGAACUAUACCGUGCGCGCCCCCAACAAGGAGAUCAGCGAGUACCGGCGCCUCAUCCAGGAGAUGAACGCAGCGGCCAGGAAGAAAGCCAAUCUCCAGGCUUUUUGCAAGGACACCCUCCGAAUGGGUCAGAUAGACAACAUGACAAUACCGCAACUGACCCGUGCCGCGACGCUGGAGAUCUACCACCGCAGUGUUCCAGACCCGACCGACAUGGUGGGGUUCGGCAAGCACGCCAGCCUGAUGUACUCCGAGCUGAAGGACUUGCAGCCGACCUACUGCCAGUGGGUGAUCCAAACUGCCAAAGAAGGCGAAGCCGACCCAAGGCUUUUGCGAUUGGCGGGAUGGCUCAGCAACCAGCCGGAGUAUGUUGCCAAGGCUGUGCAAGGAUCCAUGGCACGAGCCGCAAGCAGCUCAGCUUCAACGACGCCCCUGACACCUCCGAGGUCAUCCAAGACGAAGCCGAGCACCAGUCGUCGGAGCCAAGGGUACUCCCAGGGGAGUGCGAGCGACGAGGGGACCAACGACAAGAUCGACAAGCUCCAGGCGAUGAUGAUGCAGCUCCAGGAGGAGCUCAGCGAGUUGAAGCACGAGCCGGCUCGCAAGAAGAAGGGCAUCGAGAGCGACUCCGACAAUUCCGAAUCGGAAUUGAGCACCGAUGAUGGGGGCAAAGCCCCGAUGAGCGCUUCCCAGAGGCUGGCACAGAAAUUGAGUCUUGGAAAGGCUCUCAGACUGGAGCGAGCGUCUUAUGAGGUAGUGCCACAGCUUUUCGAAGGCCUGGUUCAGGCCAACCGUACAGUUCUCAUGGAGGUAGCAUGCCAUCCCGACAGUCUCCUUGCCUCGACGGUUCAGGCGCUGACGCAAGAGCCGGCGUCGGCCUCGAGGUGCGGUCAGUGGAAUGCAUGCGACCUCGCGACUUCUGAGGGAGUCAAGCUGGUGUUGAAAAGACUGGCCCUCGAGAGACCGCGCCAUGUCUGGAUCAGCCCCCCAGGGGGUGCUUUCAGUCCGUUGCAGCGCAAUAAUCAGAGCAGUGCCUCACAGAGGGAAGCCCUCAAAGAGAAGCGCCAGGAAGCCAUUCGCAUUUACAAGGGAUGUGUGGUAGUGACCAUGGCAUGUUUGCAGCGCGGUAGUCAUGUCACAUGGGAGUUGCCUGAGCAUAGUGAUGCGUGGAGAUUGCCUUUCAUGCAACGGCUCAAACGACAGUUUGGAAUGCACGAGGUGGUAGUAAAGGGCUGUCGCGUGAAUGCCAGGGAUUCCAGUGAUCAGAGGCUUCUAGGAAAGGGCUGGAAGCUGUGGACGUCAUGUGUGAGGCUGGCCGAGGUGAUGGACAUGCCAUGUAGGUGCGGUAAAGACUACAAGCAUGGGCAAAGUAGAGGCUCCGAGGCCCAACGUAGCGAGAGAUACACCUAUGAGUUUGCGAAGCGGGUGAGUGGAGUCUUUCUUCAGGAGUUGUCACACCAGCAGGUUCUUGAAGAGAGCAGCGGAAGCACGAAACUACCGGAGGUCUUUGGAGAGGGUUCUCGAUGCACGUGCGGCGUGUUUGGAGAACACCAUGACGGCAUAAAGUGCGGCGGAUGCUUGGGAUGCGGUAGUGUAGACCCCAGGCCAGGUUCAGGUGAGGAAGCCCAGGUACCAGAACCCCAGGUGGAAAGGUCUUCAGACAGCCUUCUAGGUAACCAACGCACAGGUGAAGGGGGUUUCGAGAAUUUCGGAGCCAUGACUGUGGAAGAACUGGAAGCCUUUAUGACUAAAGAAGCCUAUCAGGACCUGGAGCAAGAAGCCCUCACCCGAUUAGAAAGCCGCGAUUUCCAGCAUGAAACCUGCCAAAGCCUCCUCCGUAAACUCCCGCUACAACCGGUGGCCCGCCACCGAAAACUACUGGGAGCGGAACACGCGACCUACCUGACCUUCGGUGCCUACGCGCACGGGGCCAUGUACGGCGUGACCAGCCGCUCGUACCGAUUUCCCCAGUUGCUUCGGUUUGUUAAUGGGUAUUUGGACUGGUGGGAUUCUCCCACUCGAUAUCGCACGGCAGUUGUGGUAAGUUUGAACAAUCAGUUACCCUUGCACAAGGACAACCACAAUGAUGCCCGUUACCCCAAUCAAGUGAUAGGACUGGGCACGUAUUCAGGAGGCCAGCUGUGGAUUGAGGGACCGAACCCCAAGGAGAAAUCGAGUAAGUUAGUCAGUAGGACCUUGCCCAACGGAACCCAGGUUCAAGGCCACAUAGCUCCUACUCACCAACAAGUAGUGACCUUCAGUCCCAAACUGUGGCAUGAGACCCAGAAAUGGCAAGGAGAUCGCUUGGUGAUUUCAGGGUAUGUGGCCCGGGGAUGGGAGCGACUAGGUAAGUGCGAGCAGGGCUUGUUAGACAAGCUGGGAUUCCGAAGACCACCAGCUUCUGCUCAGCAGGCUCUUAUGCAAGGUGAGGCCCCUAGCCAGUCCUCCCAAGCAGGUUCCAGUACAGGCCCGACUAAGAAGGAGAUUGAAACCAUCAAGAAGAAACUGUACCUCCUUCACGCGGCAACGGGCCACGGGAGUAACAAAGGUCUAGUAGAGGCCCUGAAGCGCAGAAAUGCAAGCCCCCUGGUGAUUCAGCUGGCCCGAGAAUUUCAGUGUUCGGUGUGUGCCGAGAAACGUAGGCCUCCUCCCCGAAACCUCGCGUCCCUGGAGGUCCUUCCCCCAAAGUGGCAUACCAUUAGCACCGAUAUAGGACACUGGUUUCAUGCGAGAAGCAACCAACAUGUUCAAUUCAUGUUGGUGAUUGAUGAAGGGUCCCGGUUUCGGAUAGCAAAAAUUGUUUCCCAAGGGUCCAAGCAGCAGCCGUCCGGAGCUACAUGCACCGGUUACCUUCAAGAAGGGUGGAUGCAAAUCUUCGGAAAACCAGACACCCUGCGUUUGGAUCCCGCAGGAGCGUUCCGAGGGGAAGUCAUGUCCUCUUUCUGCGACCGACAUUCCAUAUACAUGGACAUGAUACCGGCUGAUGCACAUUGGCAGCUAGGUACCUGUGAACAGGCUGUGAAAGGUACUAAGGAACUGAUGACGAAGUUGUGUGAUGACGACCCUGAGUUGAGCCCCGAAGAAGCCCUGAGCCUCGCGGUGAGAACAUUCAACAGUCGUGAACAAAUCAGAGGGUUCACUCCGAUUCAGCAUGCCUUUGGAAGGAAUCCUGAUGUGACAGGCAGGGUUAUUGAACAUCCUCAGGAGUUGCCCGAGGAAUUGUUGAUUGAAGGAUCCGGGGAAGAUUUUCAGAGGUCUGCCAAGCUUCGGGCCACCGCCGAGAAAGCCCUCUGCGAUUGGCAGGCUCAACAACGGAUUAGCCGAGCCACCAACUCUAGGAGUAGGCCCAGCUAUGAUUAUGUGCCGGGUGAGUUGAUCUACUACUGGAGAAGUCAAGCCAGUGGUCGCAGUAGGAGGGAGCCAGGAGGACGCAACGGUUUCUUCCUGGGACCAGCACGCAUUUUGGCAACGGAAACCCGUCGAUCUUCCGAUGGCCAGUUGCGGCCAGGAUCAGCGGUGUGGAUAGUCAAAGGCAGGACCCUACUGAAGUGCUGUCCGGAGCAACUCCGGAGGGCAUCCCCACGGGAAGAGCUAAUAGAGGCUCUGAGCAACGGUCGCGGAGAAGACGCAACCCCGUGGACGUUCCAGAGAGUGGUGGAGGAGAUCGGAGGGAACCAAUACCAUGAUAUCUCUGGGGAGAAGCCUGGAACUUCCGAGUGGCAGAGAGCUCAGGAUGUUGAGGAGGCGGCGCAGCCUUCCCGCUUUCGAGUUCGUGGAAAAAGGGCGGAACCUGAAGGGGAGCAGGACCCAGAAGUCUGGGAAGAUCCCGAUGAGCCGGCCUCAGCGAGCCGACAGAGGGCCCAACCACGGGCCCGACAGGGGGGUCGACCGCCCCCAGUGACACUGCAAGCCGAGGCGUGGUGGGCAACUGUGGAGCAGGAAGAUUUCCCUGCAGCCGAGAAUGCUUUCUGGAGUGAAGAGACCGCCGCCGUGGCAGUGGAGAUCCCCGUGCCCACAUCAGCCAAAGGACUGCAGGCUAUGGUGUCUAACCCAGCAAGCUUCUUUGUGGGAGCGAUGAAAAGACGAGCUAUUGAAGUCUCAGAAAAGCAUCUAACAGCCGAAGAUCGGGAAGCCUUUGCUGGAGCCAAGGCCACCGAAGUCAAGAACUUCAUCGCCGCUCAGGCAUUCGAAAGUUUGCCGGAGCAUUUACGCCCCAGCAAGGAGCAGGCGGUACAGAUGCGCUGGAUAUUGACGUGGAAAACAAAAGAGGAUGGCUCUGUCAAAGCCAAAGCUCGCGCAGUAUUACUAGGCUAUCAAGACCCGAGCUAUGAACACCGAGCUACUACGUCACCGGUCAUGUCACGACAGUCCCGCCAAAUGCUCAUGCAGCUCACGACGAUGAAAGGCUGGCGCAUGUACAAAGGCGACGUCAGCGGCGCCUUCCUACAGGGGAGAGAGUACCCAGAUUUGUUAUACUGCAUCCCGUGUCCAGAGAUCUGCCAGGCCAUGGGACUGAGUCCCGGCACCAUCACGCGCUUGAAGCGUGCCUGUUACGGCCUGGUAGAUGCACCAUUGGAGUGGUACAAGACCAUAGCAGAUGUGCUUGAAAACGAAUUGGGGAUGGUCCGCUCCUGGUCCGACCCCUGCUUGUGGACAUGGCGACCCAACGGGGUCUUGAGAGGGGCCAUCAGUGGGCAUGUGGAUGAUUUUCUGUUUUCAGGGUCAGAGGAAGAUGCAGGCUGGCAGGCGCAGUUGCAGAGGAUAAAGGACCGGUUUAAAUGGGGUGAUUGGGAACAUGGGAGCUUCACUCAGUGUGGUGUUCAGGUGGUUCAGGAUAAAGAAGGUUUUCACCUUUCUCAGGAGCGAUAUGUAGAAGGGAUCCCCGAAGUGCCCCUGAACGCCAGCCGACGAAAGGAGAGCACCUCUCCCACAACACCUCGUGAACAAAGCCAGUUGAGAGCCACGUUAGGCGCACUCAGCUGGCACGCCCAACAGGUCGCGCCGCACUUCUCAGCAGAAGUGAGCCUGUUACUGUCCCAGGUCAAUUGCAGCAGUGUUGCUACGAUCGUCAAGACGAAUCAGCUAGUCGAGCGAGCUAAAUCUAAGAAGGGACAUGUCAUGAAGAUACACCACUUCCCUAAAGGAACUGAGUUAGGAAUCUUCGCCUGGGUGGAUGCUGCGAGUCAGAACCGGAGGGAUGGCUACAGCACCCAAGGACUUUUUGUGGGUUUGGCACCCACGAACAUGCUUCAGGGAGCUGUGGGUGCUGUGUCCGCAGUGGCAUGGCAUUCAAACCGCAUUGAUAGGUCGUGCCGAAGUCCAGGUGCUGCUGAAACACAGGCAGCUGUGAACGGUGAGGACGUAGCUUACUACGCCAGGUACCAAUGGGGCGAACUACUACAUGGCCCUCCAGAUCCCAGGGACCCCGAUGCAACCGUGUCCCAGGUUAUGGGCGUGGUCAUCAGCGACUCACGGAACGUCUACGACAAGUUGAACACCGCCGUCCUCACGAUAAAGGGGGCCGAAAAGAAGUCCAAUAUUGAGCUCCUCGCGAUCAAGGAGGCCCAGGAGCGCACCAAGCUCUUGGUCAGGUGGGUCCACUCGGAGGCCCAGCUGAGCAACUCAUUAACCAAAGAAGGGGGAAGUCACGAACUCGAGCUCUUCUACAAGAUGGGGCAGCGAUGGAGGAUAGUUGAAGACGCACAGAUGCGGUCAUCCCGCAAGCGGAAGAAGGAUGGAGUGGCACCACUCCAGCAGAGCGAUCUCGAUGGAAAUGUUGAUUUCUUAGAGGAGUUUUCUAUUCCCGGGGCUCUGGCGACUUUCGAGGACAACAAGAUGCCGAGGAUCAAGAAUGACUUGAUCAAGCACGUCGCCAUGGCUCUGGGCAUCAAUCAGAUGUUACAGUCCAUGUCCUACUUCAUCGCCGGGCCCGUGCAAAAGCAUAGGCCCAGCUUUGCUUUGAUCACCGUGAUGGGAGUUCAGGCCAUUGCCUUCUUCCUUCUGAAGUUGGACUGGCGGACGAUGGACACGGAGAACUCAGAUGAUGAGUCAGAGAAGCCGAACAAGCGGAAAGACGUAAGCAGCUUGGAAGGGUCGGAGUUUGUUUUCAUCUGCAUCACCUACCUGCUGCCGCCUGUGUUGUUGGUGGUCAUCCUCUGGAUCGCCCAUUACUUCUUUUCCGACCCGACGACCGGGGACUUGGACCAUCAAGGCCGCAUCGUCUCGCGCGUCCUUUCCACACCAAUCUUCUUCUUGCACGCGAUCUGGUUGUAUUUGGUUCGGCAGAGUAUCGCACCACACCACAAUGACCUCCUUCCCGUUCGCUUGCGCACGGUUGGCUACCUCGACGUCUUCACACGAGAUGCCCUCGUCGAGGAGCUGAUGCAGGAGGAUGAUGAGGAAAUGGAGCUGCAGGAGAAGAGCACCACACGCCGGCGACGGGGCCGAAAGAGCAGCAAGAACCGAACCAGCAUGGCUGCAUUGCGCACUGUUACGCUGUGCGACAGCAUCGUUUUCGAUGGCGAGGAGGAGUACUUGGAGCACGUGGAGUGCUCUGCCGGACGGAGCAGUCCCAGAAGCCACACGAAGGACUUCAACUCCCCCCGCAGCCCGACGAGCGAGAUGAUGUCGCCAGCUGCGUCGGAAUCACAGCCGCUGAAGGGCCGAUUCGGGCAAGACACGCCGAAGAAGGAUCCUGCACGUCGCGGCCAUGACCACGUUGCAUGGCUGGUCUUGGGACGCUUCACGACCACCAUGAUUUGGUUGUGGCUUUUUGGAGGCUUCAUCCACACGGUCAACUUCUUCCUUGAUGUCGGUGGCAGCCCGAUCGAUGUCAAUGGCAUCAUCACUCAAUCGUCGCCUGCCAAGAUACUGCCGGAGCGACGCAGACUUGUCGCGCAGUGGCCGGAGCCGGCGAACUUCUUUGAGGUCACGUCUCUGCACUGCAAUGCCUCCGGAAUGGUCAUCGGCACGCCCUUUGCAGUGAUCGCAAUCCAUCGCCACCGGUUCCCUCCCUGGGUGUAG